Messenger RNA from Anopheles coluzzii, 1013 nucleotides. RefSeq names its product brachyurin-like. The coding region runs from base 67 to 960 and encodes 297 amino acids. Gene Ontology annotation, biological process: proteolysis. The record is from RefSeq and is a predicted model, not a curated record. The transcript has a single exon. NCBI's taxonomy places the organism in Eukaryota, Metazoa, Arthropoda, Insecta, Diptera, Culicidae. Gene Ontology annotation, molecular function: serine-type endopeptidase activity.
UUGCACUUCUUGGUGGAGUAUAAAAGCGAUGCUUCCGUGUCGUUUCUUUCAUUCAGAGUUGUCAGGAUGAAAACGUUCGCGCUUCUAGUUGCCCUGUUCGCUGCGGCCAACGCCGACAUCGAUUGGUCGAAGGUGCGCCCGAUCGAGGAAUUCGACCACUACUGGGCCCGUCUGCCGCAGGAGCUGCAGAUCUACCGGUAUGCUCAACCGUCGCACCGUGUCGUCAACGGCCAGGAGGCUACGCCCGGCCAGUUCCCGUACCAGAUCGCUCUGCUGAGCAACUUCCUCAUCGGUACCGGUCUGUGCGGUGGCUCCGUCCUGACCAACAACUACGUCCUCACUGCUGCUCAUUGUGUUAUCAUGGGCACUUCGACUGUGGCUCUGGGAGGUAACGCCAUCAUGGGAGCUCACAACCGUGACGCUCCGGAACCGUCGCAGCAGAUUAUUGCUUUCACGUCCGCGGGCAUCAGUGCUCACCCUGGCUACUCUUCGGCGAACAUCCGCAACGACAUUGCCGUCGUGCGCCUGAACUCUCCGAUCACCUUCACCGAUCGUAUCCAGCCUGCCCGUCUGCCGGCCCGCUCGGACACCCGCCAGUUCGGUGGCUUCACCGGUACCGUGUCCGGAUUCGGACGCACCUCGGACGCUAGCCAGGCUACCUCGUCUGUUGUGAUGUUCACCAGCAACCCGGUCAUGACCAAUGCUGACUGUAUUGCCCAAUGGAACGCUGUCCUGAUCGAGCCCCAGAAUGUGUGCAUGAGCGGUGAGGGUGGUCGCUCGGCCUGCAACGGUGACUCGGGUGGCCCGCUUGCCGUCCAGGACGGAGGAAGCCUCCAGGUCGGUGUUGUGUCGUUCGGAUCUGCUGCUGGCUGUGCGAUCGGCAUGCCGUCGGUGUACGCUCGCGUAUCGUUCUUCUUGGAUUUCAUUGAGGCCAACUCUGACUUUGUUGCUGCUGCCUAAGGAUUGAGGAUAGCUUAAUAAACUAACACAUUGUGAACAAUAUGAACAAUGCA